Adineta ricciae is the source of this 2835-nucleotide messenger RNA. NCBI's taxonomy places the organism in Eukaryota, Metazoa, Rotifera, Eurotatoria, Adinetida, Adinetidae. The record is from the annotation of a GenBank genome assembly.
AUGGAUACAAAUGAUACUAAUAGACAAGGCGAUCAGCCAUUGGCACAGCAACAACUACCAAGAAAGAAAUGUCACGGUAAUCGACAGGAUCAACGUUUUCGAAGAAAAUGUCGUAAACGAGGAAUGAAACCAAAGAAAAUUAAAAAAUUACUCAAAGAGCGAAAACGUGGUAAAAAAACGAAGACUCAAAAUAAAAAUAAUCCACAAGUGGAACUAUUAAAUCAAGAAUUCACUGAUACCAACAGUAACACUCCAUUGUUAACAACAACAACAACAACAAUUGGAAAUCUUAACAAACGUAAAAGAGAUAUAUCAGUACAAGAUUUUCAAACGCAUUCAACAGCGACGGUACCAAAAUCGAACACAGAAUUAAAUAAAUAUCAAACUGAAUUGAAUACACAAAAACAAUCAUGUCCAAUAGUAGAUCUAUCAAUGGAUCAAAUUGAUCAAUGUUUAAAACAAUUUAUUGAUAGUCAACGACAAUAUUUAUUGACAAGAAAGAAAAAUGAAUUAAAAAAAUUUAAAGAUCAUAUUUCUACGAACGAAAUAAUUCAAUCUGUAUCCAUCCAACAUCAACUUACAGUGGUUCAAAAUGAAUUUUUACAACAAGCGAUGAUAAUACGGCAACAAGAAUUGAAAAUAUGGGAGGAAAUUCUUAUGUUUGAAAUCCGAAUAUCAUGCAAAUUUUUACCAUUAAAUUUUUAUCAAAUGGAAACUUUUAUUGUACCUCUAUCUUAUAUACCAGUAAUUAAAGAACAAAAAGUAAUAGAAUUCAACAAUAAACAAUAUAAAAUUAUACAAGAAGGAAAACGAAAUUGGUUAGAUAUCUUUUUACAUACUUAUGAAAUUAAAUUACAACAAUAUGAACAACAAUAUGAAAAUAUAUUUCAACAAUUUCAAGGACCACAACAAUUAUCAACUGGUCAGAUAACUACUAUGGAUGAUUCAUCUGAUUUAAUGAAUAAAACACAAGAAUAUAUAAAUAAUCAAACAAAUAAAUUAAAAGAAGAUAUUUCACAAAAAAUGGCAUUUUUUCGAAGAAAACUAUUAACAUAUCGUCAAAGUUCAUCAACAAGUAAGGAUACUGUCGGUGUUUCUCCUGAAUCUUAUCUUGCUCUAUAUGAAAAUCCAUUUAACACAUGUCAAUGGAAUCAACUUUCCCUCGGUCCAUCAUUUAUAAGAUUAAAUCAAACUGCAUGUCGUCCUCAAGAUCAACAAAAAAUUGAAAUUGAAAAUCAAUAUAAAGAUAUUACUCAAAAAGUUAGAAAACAUCUUACAUCUUAUCCUCAUUUGGUACCAUUUACAUCACCCUAUUUCAAACAAUAUGAACAUCAUCUUCGUAUUUAUCUUAACCAUUGUUAUUUUGCACCAGUACCAUAUAAAGAUCAAAUGCAAUCUCUUGAACAAUUACAUAUUGCUACAACAAUUCGAAAAACUAUUAAACAAAACAAGCUUAUUCUUCGUAGGACUGAUAAUGGUCAUAAUUUUUAUAUUGGUUCAGCAAAUGAAUAUGAAAAAAAAGUACAAAACUUUUUUCAAGAUACAAAAGCAUUCGAAGAAUUACCUGAAAAUCCAUUGGAUCAAAUUGUAGAUAAAGCCAUCGAGUUACUCAAUCAUCUUCGUCAAAAAGGACAUAUUUCCAAACAACAAUACGAUGAAAUGGUACCUGAUCGAACUGAAACCGAACUUCCUCAUUUAUAUUUUAAUCCAAAAACACAUAAGGAUGGUAUACCAGUUCGACCCAUUGAAAAUAAAAGAAUACGACCUAUAUUCAAUGAAAUAUGUCAACCAACAAACAUUACUGAUGGUAAUUCUUUUCUUAAUGAAAUGUUUAAAUAUACAAAGAAAGGUCUUUUAAAACCAACAACUCUUUUUUGUAUAUUUGAUAUACGUAACUUAUAUACGAUGCUACCACAAGAUGAAGCAUUAAAUAUUCUUAUUGACUUUCUCUAUACACAUGGAUAUCGAAAUGUACAGGGAAUCUCUCUUGAUACAAUAAGAAAACUAGCUUCUUUCGUCAUCAAAGAAAAUGUUUGUGCUUAUAGUAAGAAAAUUUAUCGACAAAUCAUUGGUGGUGCUAUGGGUUCAUCAUUUACAUUAACACUUGCUAAUAUAUUUAUGUGGAAAUGGCAAAAAGAUAUUGUUCGUCAACAAGAUGUUACAUGUGAAUUUUAUGGCCGGUAUAUCGAUGAUGUUUUUAUGACAUGGAAUCGGUCAGAAGAAGAUCUGAUAAAUUUAUUAGAUCAAGCUAAUACAUGGCAUCUAAAUAUUAAAUUAGAUUAUAAAAUUGGUAAAACUGUGCCAUUUUUAGAUAUUUUACUGACAAAUAACAAUGGUAUUCUAUCAACAUCUGUCUAUCAUAAGCCAGCCGCUGAACCUUAUGUUGUACCAUUUCAAUCUGAUCAUCCACGACAUAUAUUCGUCAAUAUUAUACAAAAUAGUCUUAAACAUGCACUGAAAUAUUCAUCGACAUUUGAAGCAUUCAGUCAUGAACGACGUUAUAUAAAACUAAUGUUAUUAUAUAAUGGUUAUCCAUCAUCAUUGAUUGAAAAUCAAUUUCGAAAAUUUUUCCAUGAACACAUCUCUUCAACGUCAUUACUAUCUUUUAUUAUCAAUGAAAAACAAUUUCAUGUGAUGCGUCAAACUAUUCAACCAAAUGCAAACACAAGUGAUAUUCUUAAUAUUUUAACAAUUGAUAAUCAACAAAAUACUAUAACAACAGCAACGACGACAACAACGAUGGCACCAUCUAAUAAUGAAGAUAAAACAAGUGACAAAAAAAUGAUAAAACAUUAUUUAUUCAUCUUAUAUAUGAAAAGCGUUUUCAACCUAUGA